GCAGUGAUUGGAGGAGGUAGUUCAGGUCUGGCCUGCAUCAAGUGUUGUUUGGAUGAAGGACUGGAGCCCGUCUGCUAUGAAAGCAGUGAUGACUUUGGUGGUCUGUGGAGGUUUAAGGAGAAUCCAGAGCCAGACAGAGCCAGCAUCUACCACUCUGUCAUCAUCAACACCUCCAAGGAGAUGAUGUGUUUCAGUGAUUUUCCCAUUCCUGGACACUACCCCAACUUCAUGCACAACUCCCUCAUCAUGGACUACUUUCGAAUGUAUGCGGACAACUUCCAGCUCACCAAGUACAUACGCUUCAAUACCAAAGUCUUGCAGGUGAAGCAGAGAUCAGAUUUUUCUCAUUCAGGCCAGUGGGAUGUUGAGACAGAGAACAAGGACGGCAAAAAGGAGAAACACAUUUUUGAUGCUGUGAUGAUCUGUAUUGGACAUCACUGCCACCCCAAUAUGCCCCUACAAGACUUCCCAGGCAUUGACACUUUCAAGGGAAAGUAUUUCCACAGCCGAGACUACAAGACUCCUGAGGAGUGGAGGAAUAAGAAGGCUGUAGUGAUUGGAAUAGGGAACUCUGGAGGAGACAUAGCAGUGGAACUGAGCAGAGUCACCAAGCAGCUUUACCUGAGCACACGAAGAGGAGCCUGGGUUCUGAACCGAGUCGGGGACAAUGGGCUACCACUUGAUUUGUUUUUUAACAGGGUGUUAAAUUCUGUGCGAAGAAUCCUUCCCUUUGGUUUUUUCUGUGGUUUAGGAGAGAGACAACUCAACCGAAGAUUUGACCACGCUCUGUACAAUCUUAAACCAAAACACAGGUACUGUGUCUGUUUUUUAGAAUUACAUCUAUAGCAUAGCUUGACCCAACAGCU
Messenger RNA from Larimichthys crocea (large yellow croaker), 866 nucleotides. Its product is annotated as dimethylaniline monooxygenase [N-oxide-forming] 5-like. The coding region runs from base 181 to 846 and encodes 221 amino acids. The transcript is spliced from 5 exons. The record is from RefSeq and is a predicted model, not a curated record. NCBI's taxonomy places the organism in Eukaryota, Metazoa, Chordata, Actinopteri, Sciaenidae. Gene Ontology annotation, molecular function: flavin adenine dinucleotide binding; N,N-dimethylaniline monooxygenase activity; NADP binding.